AUGGCCGACCGAUUCCCCUCAUUAGACGAGAUUGAUGCUGGCCAAACCGAAGCGCGCGGCGAUGCGGCAGACUUCGAUAUUGCCGGCAACUCCAACGAUGCGAGCAACUUCCUCGACCGUGAACGCGCGCUCCUCGGUGACGAUGCAGACCAGUUUGCUUCGGAAAACGACAGGGCUGCGACUGUUGAGGAUGGCGACGAUGACCUGCUAGGGGGAGACUUCAGCCAGGCCAACGUUGGCAGCCAGGAGAUGAGCGGCUUCGAGAGCUCCUUCCCCGCCAUUGACACGACCAACGAUCACAUGGCUCCUGGUGGCACCAUCACAGGCUCCGGCUUGCCCUUCCUCCCCGGCCAACCAACACCAUCCUUCACCCCACAACGAUCAGACUCACCCGAGCCCGACGUCAUUCGGGAAUGGCGCGAGCGCCGCGACCUCCAGAUCCAGCACCGCGACGAGGUUUCCCACGAGCGCAAGCAGAGGACUAUCCAGGAAGCGCAGCAGAACAUUGACGACUUCUACGAGAACUACAACAACAAGAAGGACAAAGAGAUUGCCAAGACACGGAAGGAGGCGGACGAGUUUCUCGCAAACCGGGACGACACCACCGCAGGCGGUACCAGCUGGGAGCGCAUCGCAAAGCUGGUCGAUCUGAGUGGAAAGGGUACCAAGGGCGGCGCAUCAGGUAGCGAAAAGGCCCGAUUCCGGGAACUACUGCUCAGCUUGAAGAAAGACGAGAAGGCACCAGGUGCCACUGGAUACUAG
Messenger RNA from Alternaria atra, 762 nucleotides. RefSeq lists its product as uncharacterized. Gene Ontology annotation, molecular function: clathrin heavy chain binding; structural molecule activity. The transcript is spliced from 3 exons. Bases 1 to 762 code for a protein of 253 amino acids. Gene Ontology annotation, biological process: intracellular protein transport; clathrin-dependent endocytosis; clathrin coat assembly. Gene Ontology annotation, cellular component: clathrin coat of coated pit; clathrin coat of trans-Golgi network vesicle; plasma membrane. Lineage: Eukaryota; Fungi; Ascomycota; Dothideomycetes; Pleosporales; Pleosporaceae. The record is from RefSeq and is a predicted model, not a curated record.